Ipomoea triloba (trilobed morning glory) is the source of this 477-nucleotide messenger RNA. RefSeq lists its product as uncharacterized. The transcript has a single exon. The record is from RefSeq and is a predicted model, not a curated record. Bases 1 to 477 code for a protein of 158 amino acids. Lineage: Eukaryota; Viridiplantae; Streptophyta; Magnoliopsida; Solanales; Convolvulaceae.
AUGUCAAUGGUUGGUCAACUGAUGUACUUUCUGGGUCUUCAAGUGAAACAAGGAUCUGAUGGAUACUUUAUAUCACAAGAGAAAUAUGCCAAUAACUUAACCAAGAAGUUUGACUUGGAAUCGUGUAAAUCCCCCAGAACACCCAUUUCUACCUCUACCAAACUAGCCAAAGAUGAAGCCCGUCAACCAAUAGAUCCAACAUUGUAUCAUAGCCUAAUUGGUAGCUUACUGUAUCUGAUAGCAAGUCGACUAGAUAUUAUGCACAGUGUAGGUAUGUGUGCCAGAUAUCAAGCAACUACAAAGGAAUCACAUCUGAUUGUAGCCAAGAUAAUUUUGAAAUAUGUAAAAGAAAUUGUGGAAUAUGGAUUAUGGUAUUCUAAAGACAGUGAGAUAUGUCUUGUAGGUUACUGUGAUGCUGACUGGGCAGGUAACAUUGAUGAUCGUAAAAGUACUUCUGGUGGAUGUUUCUUUAUAUAG